AUAACAAAUAAUAACGUGAAGGUAUGAUGUAAGGAUGUUAACAAAUGGACACCUCUUCCCCAAUUACUGAUGACCCUGGAGUACUCAGUGGCGUUGGUUUAAGUCUGAGGAUAAAGAACUUCCUGAAAGUGGAGAAGGCUAGAAGGUGGUGUCGUUAUGAGUGGUUCUAUUCUAACAUAGACAAGUUGAUAUUUCUGGGUAAGAAUGACUUCGUGACUUGUGUCCAGUCAGCAUACCCUGAUAUAGAACCGGGUACCAAACUAACUAGACUGCAGUGGUCCAUGGUCCGACGGUCUCUCGGCAAACCAAGGAGAUGCAGCCCCAAAUUCUUUGAGGAAGAGCGCAUGAUGCUGGAAGGACAGCGAGAUAGAGUACGAGAGUUACAGCAAGGUAAAGUGAACCCUGAAGAGGCAGAGCUUUACAAAGACCUGGCUGACGAGAUACCGGCCAUGCUUAUUAUCGGGACUAGCGUUACAGCACACAUCAAGGAUGGGUUAUUUGUAGGUGAGGUAGAAGCAGUGGACCCGACCACCAACACUUACAGGAUCAGAUUCGAUAGACCUGGUCUCGGGACUCACACUGUUCCUGACUUUAAUGUUCUGAGUAACGGUGAAGUGGAUAUGAUCUCUAAAGAUACACUGUUUGCCAGCCCAGAACCAGCGGACAUUCUACCUGAUGUGAUCCUGCCUCAAGCUAAUCUCUCCUCCUACAUCACUACUGAGCAUGGUAUCAGUACUGGUUUCUUGGGUGGCUAUCCCGUACCAUUUCUACGGUGUAUUGUGAAGAUGAACAAGCUACUGAAGGUGAAACGAGAGUUGCUGAACAAGGUUAAAAACCUUAAUUCCACUGUCGAGAGAAAGACAUCGUUCAAAGAACCUCUGGACAGUGGCACACAACUAAUGUACGCCACAGUUGUCCUGGAUUUAGACAAGCUUAACAAAGUCCUGCAGACUAAUGUCAAGGAUUUGCAGCAGCAUUGUAAAACGCACCUGGGAUCUGAGACUUUGGCAGCAAUCCAAGUUAAGAGUGAUUGUAUGGAAGCAGCUGAACAACUUGUCAAAGAAGCAAACCAACUCAUAAAGCUAAAACAUGAGAAGUCCACAAAGUUUGUAGCAGAACUGACAGCACUUCUUAUUCAAGUCGAGCGACUAUCCACAUCGAAGAACUCUAAUUCCAUGCCAGUUCUUAACGAAAGUAUUAGAAAUCUGAGGUCCAUCGUCCACCCUUCUAACUUGCAUUCAUUUCAAGAGAACGUAGAAGUUCCUUUGGCUCACAUUCAGGCUAGAUUAAAACAAGAGUUUCUAGCAAGUCCUGACUGAAGUGUGGAGGACAAUAAUUGUAUACUCUGGAAUCAUGAUGUAACCAUCUUGUUGAAGAAUUGAGACGAAAUUUUGAUAAAAUCGAUGUUUAACUGUAUUGAUCAGAGAAAUAAAUAUGAACAUAAACGCUUAUCAGUAUUAAACAAAGCAAAUAACAGAUAUCUAUUUAAAUCCACUUAAUGAAAUAUGUAGUGCCAUGGAUUUAAAAAUUUAAAUAUUAAUGAAACAAAGGCUUUAUAACACUGAAAGAGCUUUAAUUAUGUAAAUACAUGCUUUUUUUAAAUGCUGCCAUUAUUAGGCUUUUCUUUGGCAAAAUUUGCAUCUUGGAAUGUCUGGGUGCAUGCUAGAAUGUUCACUUAAAAGUGAGAUUUAUUUAAGUAUCAUUCAUCUCAUUUUUAAAGAAAUUUUAAUGCUGGAGUUAAACCCAUUCGAGUUAUUAAGCAUGUAUGAUUCGAUCAUAAUCUUUACCGUUUCAAUAUCAAGUACAAAUUCUCAUAUAACUAAGUUCUUAG
Messenger RNA from Bolinopsis microptera, 1831 nucleotides. Its product is annotated as protein lin-9 homolog. Gene Ontology annotation, biological process: regulation of cell cycle; regulation of transcription by RNA polymerase II; DNA-templated transcription. NCBI's taxonomy places the organism in Eukaryota, Metazoa, Ctenophora, Tentaculata, Lobata, Bolinopsidae. The transcript is spliced from 12 exons. Gene Ontology annotation, cellular component: nucleoplasm; transcription repressor complex. The record is from RefSeq and is a predicted model, not a curated record. The coding region runs from base 45 to 1319 and encodes 424 amino acids. Gene Ontology annotation, molecular function: DNA binding.